AUGGCAUGCAAAUCCAGCUUCUGCAAGGACCGCCGCUGCGCCAACAACCACUGCACCUCCAACCAAGACUGCGACUCCCAGACAAUCUGUAGCCACGGCAGCACUUGUAUCAUCGGCUGCCUGCCGGAUGAUCACGAGUGCGAGCGGAAUGAGCAGUGUCGCUCGGGAAAUUGCAAUGACAGACAGUGCGCUGCGGGUACUCGGUAUCCCGGCGCGGAGUGCUCGGAUAACCGGGAAUUCCCGCAGGGCUUGAUUUGUUGGAAUAUGGAGUUUAUUGCGCAGGACCGGAAGAAAUGCUUAAAGCCGGAUGAGCCUGGGACGAAGGGGCGUUUGGGGAAUCCGUGCAGUGGCAACGAGGACUGCGGCAAAGAGCUUGAGUGCAAGGAUGAGAGGCAGGGUGUUGAGAAAAUACAGGACAUUUUCAAGGCUUUUCCGCCUGGGGCUCCUGAGAAUCAUCUCGUGUGCGUGGAGAAGAAGGCGAAGAUGUCCGAUGUCUGA
Aspergillus chevalieri is the source of this 498-nucleotide messenger RNA. Its product is annotated as putative extracellular cysteine-rich protein. The record is from RefSeq and is a predicted model, not a curated record. Bases 1 to 498 code for a protein of 165 amino acids. Lineage: Eukaryota; Fungi; Ascomycota; Eurotiomycetes; Eurotiales; Aspergillaceae. The transcript is spliced from 2 exons.